Lasiodiplodia theobromae is the source of this 756-nucleotide messenger RNA. Its product is annotated as Carbohydrate-binding module family 18 protein. Bases 1 to 756 code for a protein of 251 amino acids. The record is from RefSeq and is a predicted model, not a curated record. Lineage: Eukaryota; Fungi; Ascomycota; Dothideomycetes; Botryosphaeriales; Botryosphaeriaceae. Gene Ontology annotation, molecular function: chitin binding. The transcript is spliced from 4 exons.
AUGCCCUCCUACAUCUCACUCUUGUUGCUACUUCUGCUCGCCGCGGCGAGCGGCUUGUGCCAGAACUGCGGACCUAAGUACAACAAUCAGAUCUGCGCUGCCAACACUUGCUGUAGCCAAUAUGGAUGGUGCGAUACCGGCGCCGACUACUGCGACCCAGCCACCUGUCUGAGCGCCUUCUCGGGCCCAGGCUCCAGCUGCGCUAUCCAGUUUACUAAUCCCCAGCAUCUCUCCCGUCCCAAACAGAAAAAGUCCAACAACAACCUCACAACCACCAAGCCCACCACCACAACCAAGACUUCCUCCACCACCCGCACCACCACCGCCACCGCCACCAACACCAACAACACCUUCGCCGCCUCCAUCCCCGUCAUCGACGUCUGCGGCCACGCGCAAGGCGGCGUCUCGUGCCCAGGCGCCGGGCCCGGCGGCUACUUCUACCGGUGCUGCUCGGCGGCGGGCCACUGCGGCCCCAAGAACGACAUCCAGGACGCGGCCAUGUACUGCGGCGACGGCUGUCAGGCCGGGUUCGGUAAAUGCGGCGUCAAUGGCGUCAGCAAGCCCGUGACCACGCCGUCCGGGUCGACCGGGACGGCGGGCGAGGGCGAGACGUGCGGGCCGAUCGUGAACAAGAGGUGUGCCGAUGGGCUGUGCUGCAGCGGGAGCAACUUUUGCGGCACGGGUGAGGACUUUUGUGGUGCCGCGAAUUGGUGCCAGCCGUCGUGGGGGAGCUGCGCGGGGAAGAGGACGGUUUAG